This is a messenger RNA of Periconia digitata, 2782 nucleotides long. The record is from the annotation of a GenBank genome assembly. Lineage: Eukaryota; Fungi; Ascomycota; Dothideomycetes; Pleosporales; Periconiaceae.
CAGUAUGCACAUAUACCUAUACCCAUGUCUUUAUCUCCUCCCAUAUCGAUAUAGAGCAUAAUGCUCAUUUCUGGAACCCACUAUACGGGGAGCCUAGUAGAUUUGGUCCCUGUAAUUCAUGCCUACAAGAAUCCGAGUCGGAUCGAGUUCUUGCCCUCAGCAUGUGGUUCACUAAUCUGUUCAAAAAACCAAGGCAUCUUGACAUGACUUAUUUCAAGUUGGGCAUCAUUUUCACAUGCGAAUACGGAAGCUCUUUCCUACCGUCUCACGCAAUAUAUAUGCAUGUACGCACCCCACGGCAUGAAAAAUGAUGAUUUUCCAGCUUACCGUAGCGUAUAUGACUGGCCGUUAUGAUCGUGACAUGGGUUGAUCGGUCUAAAACACCAUGCCAAAAUACACGCUUGUCGGUUUCCGUGCUCAACCCCGGAGAUGUAAUUGGAGCCAGGAGGUAGUCGACUAUUCGGUACGCGAUCGCCGGCAGUUUUACUCCACACUCCACACUCUCCGCGCAGCUCGUAUCCAUGAUCGACAAGAUUUUUGCGGGGGUCCUGUAUCUUUAGCACUGCAACCCCGGCUUUGGCACUCGCUUAAGAGCACAUUUCCCGGCUCUAAAAGUCCUGGAAUGAGCGUGUGACUUUCCCAACUGCUCCUUUUGGGACCUUGGACCGCGGCCAUCAAUAUUAUGCGUUUCAUUCAUUUGGACUUCCGCGGCAUCUUUGCGUUUUGAUUGAGUCGUACUCGGUCCGGUGAGCAGUAAUGAACGUUUGUUUCGACAUACCGCAAUGCUCUCAAUGGCUGUUGGUCGGACCGACCAGCUUACAGUUUGUGAUUUGAAGUCAGUAAGCUUAGAUGACUUUGAUGGUGACAUUCGAUGUCGAUCGUGGUGCUCAGGAGCUGGAUGCGAUGCCUGUUGUUCAGGCAUCUACAUAAGAAGCCAGCGUUCACCACGAUGGUAACACAACUCAACUUCGCAGUCUUCUUCGUAGUUUGAGUGAUCAUCAUUCAUUUGAUUAUCAGGAUGCAGUUCUUUCGAUCUCUUUUGGCUUUACUCCUCCAGGUGACUACCAUAGUCACCGCUGCUGAUACCAAUGCGUGGAAAUCGCGAAGUAUCUAUUUCGCCUUAACGGAUCGAGUCGCUCGAGACGGAAGCGAUAAUGGCGGUAGUUCAUGUUCUAACCUUGGGAACUACUGCGGAGGCACUUUCAAGGGGUUGGAGUCUAAGCUGGACUACAUCCAAGGAAUGGGAUUCGACGCCAUUUGGAUAACACCCGUCAUCAAGAACAGCCCGGGUGGUUAUCACGGUUACUGGGCUGAGGAUCUUUACGCAAUCAACUCGAACUACGGGACUGCAGAUGAUCUCAAAAGUCUUGUGAACUCGGCGCACUCCAAGGGCAUGUAUGUCAUGGUGGAUGUUGUUGCCAACCACAUGGGGCAGUCCGCAAUCUCGAGCAUGCGUCCCGAGCCUCUCAACCAGGCGUCCUCGUACCACAGCACCUGUGAGAUUAACUACGCCGAUCAAAAAAGUGUCGAAGUUUGCAGCAUUGCCGGUCUUCCAGAUGUCAAAACUGAGGACUCCAACAUCCGCUCCGUAUACCAAACAUGGAUCAAAUGGCUCAUCAAUGAAUACAAGUUUGAUGGAGCGAGAAUCGAUACGGUCAAGCACGUGGAGAAGGACUUCUGGCCUGGUUUCGUAUCUGCAUCUGGAGUCUACUGCAUUGGCGAAGUUUGGGAAGGCAAUGUGGAUUACCUUGCCGGUUACGCCAAUUCGAUGCCCGGCUUGUUGAACUACGCGACCUACUAUCCCAUGAACGAUUUCUUCCAGCAGAAGGGGUCAGCCCAGGCUCUAGUCGACUCUCACAACACAGUGAGCUCCAAGUUCCCGGAUCCGGCGGCUCUCGGUUCCUUCCUUGAUAACCACGAUAACCCCAGAUGGCUUUUCCAGAAGAACGAUCAUGUUCUACUGAGAAACGCAUUGACCUAUGUGAUCUUGUCUCGUGGUAUUCCCAUCGUCUACUAUGGAACGGAGCAGGCAUACGGGGGAGGCAACGACCCCGCGAAUCGCGAAGACCUUUGGCGCAGUAACUUCAAUACCGACAACGACAUGUACAAAGCCCUGACGAAUCUCCUGGGCGCGAGGAAAUCCGCCGGCGGACUUACAGGAAACGACCAGGUCCACUUGUACGUCGCCAACAACGCCUACGCUUUCAGUCGUGCGGAGGGCAAGCUCGUGGUCCUCACCACCAACGCAGGAAGUGGCAGCUCGCAGCAGCACUGCUUCAACACUCAAAAGGCCAACACUCAGUACACGAACGUGUACGGAAGCGGCACUGUCACGACUGAUGGCAGCGGCAAUGUCUGCGUGCAAGUGACCAACGGUGAGCCCGUUGUCUUGCUAUCGGGCGCCUCUCAGACGGCUCCAGGAACCACAAUGACAACGAGAACCACUGCUGCGCCUACUGCCAACCCGACAUGCGCAACCAUCAUCCCCGUGACGUUCACGCACAAGAUUGCCACUCAAUACGGAGAGUCAGUCAAGCUCGCCGGUAGCACGUCGCAGCUUGGUUCGUGGGACGUCAGUAAAGCACCAGUGAUGUCGGCAUCUCAAUACACCAAGGAAAACCCGGUAUGGAGCAUCACCUUGAACCUCCCAGUGGGCCAAGCCGUUGAAUACAAGUUUGUCAAAACUUCCGGCUCGGGCAGUGCUACAUGGGAGAGUGACCCGAACAGGUCUUACACGGCCCCAUGUCAAGCCAGUGCAGACGUGAAGAGUGAAUGGAAGUAG